Williopsis jadinii is the source of this 2559-nucleotide messenger RNA. RefSeq names its product WD40 repeat-like protein. Gene Ontology annotation, cellular component: mitotic spindle. Bases 1 to 2559 code for a protein of 852 amino acids. Gene Ontology annotation, biological process: mitotic spindle organization; regulation of mitotic cell cycle. Gene Ontology annotation, molecular function: protein binding. Lineage: Eukaryota; Fungi; Ascomycota; Saccharomycetes; Phaffomycetales; Wickerhamomycetaceae. The record is from RefSeq and is a predicted model, not a curated record. The transcript is spliced from 2 exons.
AUGAGCGACCCAGCGCUUAUUAUACAAAGGAUCUAUGGAACAUCUUCAACGUCUCAGCUCAACUUUGCAGUGUCGCCAAUGCAUAUAGCGUAUAUCGCUAGCGGAGGUGUUGUCGUCUCGCAGAUAAACAGAGAAUCUGGAGAACUGACCAACCAGAGGUUCUUCUGUGCAAAUAACCCCCAUGGGAAUGCAUUGCCACAGACAAGUGCCUACUCAUACCUCAACAUGGUGCAACAACAAUCACAACAAGCGGAGGAGAAAGAUCAGUACGGCAUUCCAAAGCUGAUGCAUACCGUUCUGGUUGACGAAACCCAAGGAACCGGUGAUCUCAGCAGUAGCUCGUCCCCUCCAAAGGCACAGCAGAAGGUCAAGACCAUUUCAUGUAUUGCAAUUUCGCCAGACGAGAAGUAUUUGGCAGUUGGUGAGAGUGGAGCCCAUCCACGUAUAUUGCUAUUUUCGUUGGCCCCAGAUUCGAACAGCUUCCCAGUUGUGAGUAUAUCGGAGCACAGCUUUGGCAUAACUGCGCUUCAAUUCUCUCCAGAAUCGAAUUACUUAAUGAGUGUUGGUGAUACACACGAUGGGUUCAUAUACAUUUGGAAAAUCAGUGGUUGUAAUGCUACGAUGGUUGGUGUGAAUAAAUGUACUUCUCAGAUCAACGGUCUGUUAUGGAAUGAUGAUAGUAUCAUAACAUAUGGCGUCAGAUACAUCAAGAUAUGGACAUUUACUGAAUCUGAAAGGAAGUCUAUGAUCCAAGGGAAAAAUGUGAUAUUGGGGAACUUCUUAAAUGGGAACUUUGUAUCUGCAACACCUUGUUUUGAUGAAACGCUCGAGGACGAUAUCUUCUUUCUAACAUCACUAGGAGAGAUCUGCGGAUAUAACUUCAAAACCAAUACUCUCAAAUUGAGGUACACCAAUUUAGAAGACAGCAAGCUUGGUGUUGUGAUCAGCGAUCAGUACUCGGGUAAAAUUCUCAUAGCAACGGAUCAUAUUGAAGAAUUACCACACAGUGAACUAGUGAACGAUAUAGCAAAGGAAAAUGAUGUUCUUAUUGAUUCGCCUUCUAAGGUGAAAUUUAACCCACCAAUUACCUGUGUUAAGCAAGUAUCGGCAAAUAUUUUCGUCUACAUUACAUCAAAUGAGGAAAUCCAAUUGUACAGUGCUAUAACUGGAAAAUCAGUUCAUCUCAUAGAUUCGUUAUCGAAAAGUGUCAAUGGUGUUAAGAAGACCACAUCAGGUAAGGUGAUCACCUGGACAAGAGAAGGAAUAUUGAAGUGCAUUGAGGAGAAAACAUUAGAUAUGAAGGAUGUUAUCUCCUUGAAAGUGAAACCAAUACCUAAUGUUGUGAUCGAGAAUCACAUAACAGCCAUAGAUCUAACACCUAAUGGCGAUUUCAUAGCCGGUGAUGCAUAUGGGACAUUGACUGUGUAUUCUCCAGAGGGAGACGUCAUCUUUUCUGUACAGGCUCACGAGUUUUCGAUAAAUGAUGUGACAUUUUUGGAGAUUGAAAAGUUCCAAUUCAUCAUUAGUAUCGGACGUGACAGAAUGAUUCAAAUAUUUGCUAGAACUGAUCAAAAUCACGCAGAAAUCACCAAUGAAUGGAGCAUCUAUCAGACUUUGGCUGACCAUAAGGCAAAUUUAUUACAGAUUAUCUUUCAUGAACACAAGCUAUAUGUCUCGUCUGCUGAUAGAUCUAUCUCAAUUCACAAAUUUGAAGUUGACCAAGAUGUGGUCUCCAUUAACAAAGAAAAGACCAUAACGGUCAAAUCUACACCCACUUCCAUCUCUAUUUCCGGUGAAGAGAUGCUUGUGUUUACCAUGGAUAAACAACUGACAGUUUUUAAUCUUCAUACGGUUGAAUCCAUCAGAAAUAUGAAACUCUGUGAUGAAAACGGUGAUUCUCUUUUGAUUGACAGUGCAAUUGUCACUCACGCAAAUCAAAUUGUUUGCUCUUGCUCUGAUAAAAGCAUUCGUAUAUUCAACUAUAUCACAGGUCGUCAGUUGUCUGUUAGCUGGGGACAUUCUGAGGCAACAAAAUUCCUAGUUUACUUCUCUGACCAUUUGAUAACAUUGAGCAACAGUGGAUGUCUAUUUAGCUGGGCUCUAACAGAACCGAUCCUGGACUCACCACUUAAAAGCACAAUUCAGAAGUAUAACGAGUUUGUCACUCCUCCAAAAGUCACCAGAAAGAUCAAGAAACCUCUAUCACAAACUUCCACUCCAGUCAGAAAAGCUUUGAAUCCAUCACCAACUUUUACCAGGACUCCUACAACGGCUAGAUUGCAAUCCACUACAAAGAUGACGCCAUCCAAGUUGAAUUCUUCCUCAAAGACCAAUUUAUCACCUUCCCCAACGUCAACCAAUAUUAGAAGGGAAUCCCGUGUUGCUAUAUCACCGAGAUCGAGCCCCAGAGCUAGCCCAAGUAUCGUGGCUAAGAAACCGUUAACAGUUACAAACAGAACCAGACUACAUGGCAACAUAUGGAUUCAUAUACAAGUGAAGAAGUCCACAACGUUAAAAGAGAAAUCACUGGGAUCUUUCAAUAUGAGGAGGAACUUCUGA